AUGGAAUUUGUUAAUCCUCUCCAGUUUUUAAAAGAUAAGACCAUUUUAAUCACUGAUGCCACUGGCUUUCUAAGAAAAGUUUUCGUGGAGAAGAUCAUGAGGAUUCAACCAAAUGUGAAAAUUUUUUAUCUUCUUGUGAGAGCAACCGAAGCAAAGUCUGCAAUGAAACGAAUUAUUGAUGAGGUUGAGAAGGAUUUGUUUAAUGUGCUGAGGGAUAAACUCGGUGUCAAUUUCAAGUUCUUUAUAUCAAAAAAGGUGGUAGCAGUAGCCAGAGACGUUUUUGAAGUAAACUUGGGAGUAAAAGAUUCUAACUAA
Pistacia vera is the source of this 315-nucleotide messenger RNA. RefSeq names its product probable fatty acyl-CoA reductase 4. Lineage: Eukaryota; Viridiplantae; Streptophyta; Magnoliopsida; Sapindales; Anacardiaceae. The transcript has 3 exons. Gene Ontology annotation, biological process: long-chain fatty-acyl-CoA metabolic process; suberin biosynthetic process. The record is from RefSeq and is a predicted model, not a curated record. Bases 1 to 315 code for a protein of 104 amino acids. Gene Ontology annotation, cellular component: intracellular membrane-bounded organelle. Gene Ontology annotation, molecular function: alcohol-forming very long-chain fatty acyl-CoA reductase (NADP+) activity.